Messenger RNA from Dimorphilus gyrociliatus, 1177 nucleotides. Lineage: Eukaryota; Metazoa; Annelida; Polychaeta; Dinophilidae. The record is from the annotation of a GenBank genome assembly.
AAUGGAAAAGGAGUUGUUAAGUAGCCUAGAAAUUGAUAAUAAGGAUUUUGAUUUCUCGUUACCAUGUGACUCUAGAAAUAAAGCAACCUUUGCAUCGUCUUAUAAGCCUAAGAAGAAAAGAGUUGUCAAAGAGAAGAAAACGAUUUUGCCACCGUGUAAUAUUUGCGGUUCUACCGCAACAGGAUAUAAAAAAUGCGAAAGUGAAGGUAUGUCUAAGACAAGGAUAAAAGUUGGACGAUAUUCAAGAGAGAUUCAUCAAAAGAAUAGGGAGGCUCUAAGAAAAUUAUAUAUAAGCGAAAAUUCUUCAGAGGUAGUACCUUUAUUAUUAAAAUAUACAGAUGCUGAUGAUAUUACAACAAAAUUUUCGAUAUUACUUGACGACUUAAGAAAUAUCAAUUGGUCAGAAAGAGUAAGUGACCUUAAUGAAAUUUUUGAUAGAAUGAAAUACAUAAUAGAGACUGGCCUCUUCUUGAAAGACGAUUUUACAAAUAUACUCGAAGUUACUGGAUUACAUAUUGAUAAUAGAAAAGAAUUCUCUAAAUUUAACGGAAAAUUAAUGGAAAUAUCAGGAAGAUAUUGGCUUCCUUUUUUAAAAGCAUUACCAGGAAUGAUUGAACUUGAUGAUAGAGUUUUCUUUCAUAUACUUUGUUCGCAUUUAGAUGCUUUUCAUUUAAUAAUCUCUCUUGAAUUUGGUAUGAAAUGGCAGAGGGAUGGUUUACAUAUCUCUCUAAAUAAUAAAAGUAUUUGUUUAAGUAAUGAGAAUUUAGAACGAAUGAUUGGAAAUUCUAUGACCGAUUUGAGGCACAAAAAAUUUAUAAAAAUGGAAAAAGCAAAUUUAACAAAUGAAGAGAUUUUAUUUAUAUUUUCUAUUAAUAUGGUUACACCUAAUGAAUAUUAUCCAUAUUUUCCAUCAGCAUAUGAUAGGGUCUCUCAAGCCUUGACAAGAUACUUGCAAAAAACAUAUGGAGAUUCUUAUCAUUAUAGAUUAUCGGAAUUGAUUAGUUUCCUAUCAUUCUUUAAUGAACUAAAAGUAUCAUCAAAUCGUUGGAGAGAGGAUAAUAGAUCGUGUUUUGAACACGUAUUCGAUACACCAUUUUCAAGAAUAUUCUGUGCUGGCUUUAGCAACGAAAUUGACAAAAAUAUGGAUGUUCUUUCCCAGUACAUAAAGAAUCCAUAG